Molecule: messenger RNA, 198 nt
Organism: Dothidotthia symphoricarpi CBS 119687
Lineage: Eukaryota; Fungi; Ascomycota; Dothideomycetes; Pleosporales; Dothidotthiaceae
Exons: 2
Coding region: 1-198 (65 amino acids)
Source: RefSeq, a predicted model, not a curated record
AUGCGCCCUUCCAUCCUCAUCGCCUCCCUCCUCGCCGGCAUCGCCGUAGCCGUUCCCUACACAGGUCCCUGCCAAACCACAAACUGCGGCGUCGACCGCCUCGACUGCACAAAUAAGGGCCACCUCUGCGUCGCGUAUCCCGAUUCCGACCCAUCGCGCAGGCUGGGCUGCACCUGCAGCAGUGGAGUUUGUUUAUGA